AUGGCGCUGCAGAACAGUGCAACAGAAACAGAGCGAGCGAAGCAGACACUGGAAGGCAACCUGAUGACACUGGACAACAUGAAGUCCGACAGAGAUGCGACUGAGGAGUUCUUUGAAUAUGAUGCAGAGGAGUUCCUGGUGUUCCUGACACUGCUCAUAACAGAAGGACGGACCCCCGAGUAUUCGGUUAAGGGCAGAACCGAGGGAUUGCACUGUCCCCCUGCGCAGGCUGCAAUGCCCCCUCUGCACAAGCAUGAUUGCAGCGACAAACUCCCACAGUGUCGACAGGCUCGACGCACCCGCUCCGAGGUGAUCCUGCUUUGGAGGAACAGCAUCCCCAUCAUGAUCGAGGUCAUGCUCCUGCCUGACUGUUGCUAUGGUGAUGAGUGUCCGCCAAGUGACCUUAUCAGCGACCCGGUCAUUAAGCAAGACGCUUUACUGCUGGAGAGAUGGACCCUACAGGCAGUUCCCAGACAAAAUGGUGAUCGUUUCAUUGAAGAGAAGACCUUGUUGCUGGCUGUCCGAUCUUACGUCUUCUUCUCUCAGCUCAGUGCUUGGCUCAGUGCCUCACAUGGCAUCGUCCCCAGAAACAUCCUGUACAGGAUUAGUGCAGCUGAUGAAGAGUUGGUGUGGAAGUUUUCCCAGCCGCCUUCCGAGCACAUCUUCCCCAUUCCAAAUGUCUCACACAGUGUUGCGCUGCAGGUCCGUGUGCAGUCCUUGCCCCGCCAGCCAUCCUACCCGACCAUGGCCUGCAGCAUCCACACUGGCCUGCCUUCACUAUAUAGCAACACUCCAAACCUGAACCCGAACCCAAAUAGCCAUGGUCCGCCAACCAGCUUGAAGAGGAACCAGGAGCCCAGCAAUGAAACCAUGCUACAAAACACCAACAUGUUCAGCAAGAGCUCAAGCUCCAUACCACAUGACGAGAACCAAGCACCCCUCAAGUCUGCCAACUCCGGCCUCACCAGCCCAGACAGGACCCGAGCUUCCAAUGUGUUGCAGCGGGUCCAGAGCCCUACCCCACUGCGACCUUGCAACAACUGGAAGAAGCAGAAUCGUCACUCUAUAGACGCUACGGCAACUAACGCUUUCCACCCGUGUACUGGACUGCCUCUGCUAUCUAGUCCUGUUCCUCAGAGAAAGAAUCAAACUGGUUAUUUUGACCUCGACACCUCUCUGAUGAGCAGUAAAGUUUUACCAUGGACCUUGGGAAAAAGGAUCUGUUCAAAGAGGGAGUGCUCCAUUGAAGACACACAGCUAUUCAGUGCCAGCGCUCCACCUGCCAGUCUCAGUCUGUUGGGAAAUUUUGAGGAGUGUGUGUUAAACAACCGCCUGGAGCCCUUAGGGGCAGUGGAGGGUUUUACGGCAGAGGUUGGUGCUAGUGGGUCCUUCUGUCCCAGUCACCUGACCUUGCCUGUGGAUGUGAUGUUUUACAGCGUUUCAGAUGACAAUGCUCCAUCUCCAUAUAUGGGUGUGAUAAACCUGGAGUCUACAGGAAAAAGAGGAUACAGAGUACCCCCUUCAGGAACCAUUCAAGUGACCUUAUUCAAUCCCAACAAGACAGUUGUAAAAAUGUUUGUUGUGAUGUAUGACCUACGAGCCAUGCCAGCUGGACAUCAAACGUUUCUUCGCCAGAGGACCUUUUCUGUCCCAGUCCGCCGGGAUACAAACAAUCAGACCAGCAGAAAGCCCCUCUCCCUGAGCCAGAGCCGUACCCUGCGGUACCUCAUUCACCUGAGGUUCCAGAGCUCCAAGUCUGGGAAGAUCUACCUCCACAGGGACAUCCGUCUGCUUUUCUCCAGAAAGUCCAUGGAGCGCCCGGACGGGAGCGCGCCUGGUGUCUCCGCAUGUGACGUCACGCCGCAGCUCUUCGGCAGGACUCGCGUGAACGCAGGGUCUGUGGAUCAGUCUAGAGAUUCAGAAAUGUCUGGAGAAAACGAAGAAGCACAAAAUACAGAAGAGACCCCGGUAGAGGACAAGGAUGCUCAAGAAAAAAUGGUUAGCCUGGAAAAGGCAGAGGAAGCAAAGUUGAAGGCCAGAUAUCCGAAUCUUGGAAAUAAGCCUGGAGGAUCUGAUCUGCUCCGCAAACGUCUCCAAAAGGGACAAAAAUACUUUGACUCAGGAGACUAUAACAUGGCCAAAGCAAAGAUAAAGAACAAGCAAUUGCCAACUGCUGCUCCAGAAAAGGCAGAGAUCACAGGGGACCACAUUCCCACCCCUCAAGAUUUGCCCCAGAGGAAACCCUCCUUGGUUGCCAGUAAACUGGCUGGCUGA
Molecule: messenger RNA, 2274 nt
Organism: Knipowitschia caucasica
Lineage: Eukaryota; Metazoa; Chordata; Actinopteri; Gobiiformes; Gobiidae
Source: the annotation of a GenBank genome assembly